AUGUCGGAUGAAACACUCUAUGAAGCAAAAAGAGAAAUAGCAGAGUCACUGAUUCUCAACACUUUUUGUAUGAAACGCAUUGGAAUUUCUUUUGAAUGCCCUAAAAGUAGUUUGGCUAAGUUGCGUCAGAAGUUUGUGUUCGUCUUGUCUACGUGGGCCAUUUGCUAUCACGUGUUUAGCGAGAUUGCAUUUAUUGGAUUAACUUUAGCCAAAGAGCCUCGUGUGGAAGACGUUGUUCCACUUUUUCAUACUUUUGGCUACGGUGCCCUUAGUAUCGCUAAAUUGUUCGUCUUGUGGUACAAAAAAGACGUGUUCAAACAACUUAUUUACGAGCUGGCAGGGUACUUCGCUUUAAACAUUUUAGGCGUUUUGUUCUACAGCCUGACGCCAAUGGGUAUCUAUUUCUACCGGAGGUGGCAAGGAAUGGACGUACAGAUGGGUUACGUAUGGGUUUCUUGGUACCCUUUCGACAAACAUGAAACUUAUGCGCAUGUUGCUGUUUAUAUUUUUGAGAUGUUUGCCGGACAAACAAGCGUUUUUAUUAUGGUAAGCACAGACUUGCUGUUCUCCGGCAUGGCCAGCCACAUCGGUUUAUUAUUGAGGCUUUUACAACGACGACUAGAAUCUUUCGCGAUAGCAGACCAAACAGAACAAGAGCAGUUUGAGGAAAUCAAGGCUAUUAUCAAGUUGCACCAAAGACUUAUCAGAUACUCUAAUGAUUUAGAAGGCGCAUUUUCACUAUCGAACCUAGUAAAUGUGGUAAUUAGCUCUGUCAACAUCUGCUGUGUCGUAUUCGUCAUUGUGGUAAGUGUAUUGUAUACUUAUACCUUGUACGAAUUAACAUGAUACCUGAAUGACUAUUCUAUUAGUGCUAGAACGAAAAUUCGGAAAAUUUCCAAUCAUUCUUAUAAUAUUGUAAAAAUCAUAUCCGUGAAUAUUAUCUAUAUAUCAGAGGCAUUAUCAAGUCUUACCUCAAUAGUAGCAUAAAUUAUAAUGUAAUAAUAAUUAAAACAAUUAUAAUAAUUAUCAAAAUAUACAUUUCUUUGGAGUUGUAUUAGCCUUUCAAAAAUAGACAACAUUUCGUUUUUGGAGAAAUAGGAUAGAUUUUCAGCUAUCACCUUAAUUCGUACGAAUACAGGUAAUGUAAAUAAUCAUAAUAAUCAACAAAGGAAAGGUAAAUGAAUAUUUGUGGACCUACUGGAACCAUUUCUGAAUGUUAGCAACAAAUUGUUUCUAGGCUCCGCGCUCAUUCAAAUCGGAACGUUGUGUUGGUAUGCUGAUGAAAUCUUUCAUGCGAGCGUGCAAUUGUCAACGGCAGCUUACAAUAGUGGUUGGUAUCGCACCAGUCCCCGUUGCCGUCGCGCAUUAAUAUUCCUUUUACAAAGAUCCUGACGAGGUCUUAUUCGUAUUUCACAUUAUUGUACACUAUGUACAAAAAAUAGUAAAUUAAUUUUUAAUACAAGCAUCGCAUCAAUUUCACACAAAUAUACCGGG
Messenger RNA from Diatraea saccharalis (sugarcane borer), 1494 nucleotides. The record is from the annotation of a GenBank genome assembly. Lineage: Eukaryota; Metazoa; Arthropoda; Insecta; Lepidoptera; Crambidae.